This is a messenger RNA of Kockovaella imperatae, 1218 nucleotides long. RefSeq lists its product as hypothetical. Bases 1 to 1218 code for a protein of 405 amino acids. The transcript has 11 exons. NCBI's taxonomy places the organism in Eukaryota, Fungi, Basidiomycota, Tremellomycetes, Tremellales, Cuniculitremaceae. The record is from RefSeq and is a predicted model, not a curated record.
AUGCUGGCCAUGAGUCCCCUCACUCUCCUCUUCCUCUCCGCAUUCUUACGUCCCACCAUUGCUCAAGCAGUCAUAGGCCUUUUCGAUGCUUCUGGAUCACCGGUAUCGAUGGACAACCUCCCCUUGCCCGCUUCUACUGCUCUGUCUGCCAGCCGCACCACCUCGUCAGAGCAAUAUGAGUCCAACGCGUAUCGCUCCUCCACAGCACCUUCGACUGGCUACGCGGCCAGUGCCACCAUUACGUCGGUCCCUCCGUUCCUUGUGCCCACGCCUGUACCUGAUGGCACUGUCUACACGAGCACCGAAGGCGAUUCGUGCGGCGAAUGGGGUUGUGGAAAAGUCGUGUCACCAGAAGUGCAAUCGACUUGCGCGCCUGCAGUCAUGUCCUGGGCUCACUCAUCUAUGAAAUGUGGAUAUGGUCAUGUUCGAAAUUCUGCAGGAUACUGUAUGCCGGCCAGUUGGUACUCUACCUCUUUGGGCUGCUACGAGACGACGAUCAUACUUCGUAGGUCGAGAUGCGACCGGGGCGACAGGGUGCCCCGUAACCUGACAUUGAGCCAGAAACCACCGAUAUCAUUAAAGGCUGUCAUGCAGCGUCGAACACGCAGACUGGUUCAAAAUGUCACGAUAACGGAGAAAAUACCAGUCACCAUGACUGAGAGUGUCACUCUCACCAGAACGAUGCACGAGACGAGUCUGGUCGAUCUCACGACAACAGAGAAAGUGACAGAUACGGUGACGAAGACUUCUGUUUAUAACCAAACAAUCAUGGAGACCGCUACGGAGACCAAGACGCUCAGUUUACCUACUACGGUGAUAUCGAAGGAGAUGAUGACAGUGACAUCGGUUCAAGCUAUACCUACUACCGUUGUCAGCACGCAAGUCAUGACCGAAGUCAUGACGGACACAGUGAUAGAUACCAAGACCCUCUUGCAUACCCUUACGGAUACCCAAAUUGUUCAACACAACCUGACCAAAGUACAGACCCAAACGGAAGUCAAGACACAGACGCAACUCGAUACGAUUGUCCAAACUGAUACGGCCACAUUGACUCAUACUCUCAAAGAGAUCGCUACGGAGACAAUGGUCGAUACUGUCUUACAAAAUAUCAGCGUCACCCAGACUCAGCUCCAGACUCUCGUACAGACCCAACUCGCCACAUUGACGGAGGAAAAGCUAGCGACGUCGACAGCGAAUCGAUACAGAACAGUAGGCUAA